UGGGUCAUUAUCCGACAGAGGGAGAGAGAGAGACGUGCCUGUAGUCACAGGGUUUAUUUAACACGUAGUCAAAACCGCCCUACUCUCUCACACAUCUAGUCGGGGCGUGGAGCUGCUGUAAACUAUUGCCGUGUCUGGAGCUCAGAGUGACAACAUCGCAUGUGCUUGCAAAGUGCUGCGGUCUGAAGCGGGAAUGUGCAUUGAAAACAAAUCUAGAUUCUUCUUAUUAAUAACUGGAUUAUUUUAGUUUUUGGUUUCUUGACAGCCGACUAAAUUUUUUGCAUUUUGACGUCUGAAAUACAUAGAUAGACGCGCAUUAUCAACAUUAAGGGAUAUUUUGUUUAUUAUUUCUGCCGGAACAUUUUGGGAGAGAUAUGGAGAGGAUUACAAGUGCGCAGCCGCCUCCUUGUUUGCCAAAACACCCGUCGCUAGAGAUAGCAGACAUGCAAGGAAUGGAGUAUCCCAUGUACAUGUACAAACCCAGAAGAGGUUUGAAGCGUGGGGAUAACAGCAAGGAAACAUACAAGUUGCCUCACCGAUUGAUUGAGAAGAAAAGGCGUGACAGAAUCAACGAAUGCAUCGCACAGUUGAAGGACUUGUUGCCAGAACACCUAAAGCUUACAGUGAGUACGCUGGGUCAUUUGGAAAAAGCGGUGGUGCUGGAGCUGACUCUGAAGCACGUGAAAGACCUGAGCAUUGUGCUCGAGCAACAGCAGCAGAAAAUCAUUGCCCUGCAGAACGGUCUGCAAAUUGGCGAGCAGGGAGGCGAUGCGGCAGAGAACGGCGAGGAGAUGUUCCGCUCCGGCUUCCACCUCUGCGCUAAGGAGGUCCUGCAAUACCUGGCCAAUCAGGACAGCAGCCGAGACCUGAGCUCCUCCCACCUCAUCAGCCACAUCCACAAGGUGGCGUCCGACGUCCUGCAACAUCCCGUGAGCCCACGGCAAACCGCCCACUCCUCCUCCUCCUCUUCCUCCUCCGGCUCGGCCCGCCACCAAGCUGCGGAGACACCGGAGAGAGGCACCGGCCGCCAGCCCCCGGCGCGUGUUCCCGAGGGCCACGCCAUGAACUGCGUCCCCGUCAUCCAGAGGACUAACGCCCACGGAGGGCACAGCGAGCAGAGCGGGAGCGACACAGACACGGACAGCGGUUACGGCGGCGAGCACGAGAAGCUGCAGCGGACCGUGUGCCGCGGCGAGGACGGCGGCUCGCUCAAGCCGACGGCCGCGUCCGACAGCAGCGCCAUCAAACAGGAGGACCGCCACCACCACCACCACCACCAUCACCAGGACGGCAAGGACGACGAGGCGCCCGGAGCCAAAAGGUCCAGGUGUGACUCCUCCGAGGACGAGAGCCUCUCCGCUCAGCUCGGGGCCGGGUCCGGCUACAUGAGCUUCGCCCCCAACCAGCCUCCCUUCUGCAUGCCCUUCUACCUCAUCCCGUCCGCCGCGGCCGCCGCUGCCGCCUACCUGCCCAUGCUGGAGAAGUGCUGGUACUCCGGGGGCAUGCCCGUCAUGUACCCACCGGGCAUGACGGUGGGCUCCGCUGGCAGCUUGCAGCCAGAAGCACUCUCCUCAUCCCCCUCUACCUCCUCCUCCUCCUCCCCCUCUUCCUCCUGCUCCUCUCUGGCAAGGUCCCCCAGGGCUGGUUCCCCGGCACAACAGCACCAGACCCCCAACAUGGAGUCCCCCGCUCUCCGGCACGCCCUCAAACAGAUUCCCCACUUAAGCACGGAAACCAAAGACUAAAACUGUUUUGCUUUUUUUUUAUCUUGUUAUAAUUUGUAUUAUUAUUCUGGUUGACAUCCUGCCCACCGAAUGUUGAGAACUUGACCCGCUGGAAAAUAUCAACGAGAGAUAUGGACAAUAAGACACUGGUACCCGUCUACCACCGCAGUUUGCCCCAUCAAAUCUCUCCCUCUCUUUCUCUUGAGGGUCCAGGCCUCUUGUGGUCCCCUUCGUUCAUGGUGCGCUCGCGAUAGACUGAAGGGUAACAAUAAUCAGUUGUUGAAUCGUGAACGCUCUCCUCAUUCUUAUUGUUUACAGAUCACCUGUUGUGUAGCUCUGAAACACUGUGAUGACGACUAGUUCAAAGUUGAAAAAAGUGAAGAAGUCAGGAGAGUUUUUAUUAUUAGAAUCGGUUUUUGUUUUGUUCAGCCUGGUUUCUCUACACUUUGUGAUGAAUGUCAAUAGCCAACCCAUAAUGUGAUGCAGUGAAAAUGCCCACCCACCGUAAAUCAUAUGGGCUUGCGCACAUAACGGGUCUGUAAAGAAUGUUAGAUGUCGAACAAAAAGAAGCCCUCCCCAAGAUAGAUGCUGCUUCGAGGAGUUCAUGAUUAUUACCUGCUGUUGAUAGCUGAGCUGAGCUGUUCUUGUAUUGCUAUUCUCUUGCAUAAACUCUCCCAGGGACAACAACAGGACCAUUCUUAAGGACUAGAAUGUUACCAAGUAAUGUCUGGUACAACGCUAGCCAGAGAUUUUUGUCAUGCAUUUCAUCCAUAAACUACCUUGCGGCUAUAAGGUCAAACAAUGGUUUAUUGUACUCAGCGGGAUGGUAUAUCCACCCACCAGCCACAGUGGUUUGUGUCUGUUGAACGAUGUACACCAUAUGUUUUUUUACAUUAGCAUUAGUUUGACACGUUAUUAUUUGUGCAACUAGAUGGGAGUUCCUUUGAACUAAAGUAUUAUAAUAACUUUUUGUUAAAACUUUUAUUUCAACUUGUACAUCUUUAUUUUUGAUACGUGACCCACUGAGUGUAUUUGCGUUGUAACUAGGGAGAGAGAGGGAGUUCAAGGUUUGUUCGCUGUAUGCCAAGGAAAACACGUUAGUAGCAUUGUGCUAAAGCCGCGGAUCUGCAUCAUGCUAACACAUCUCUAGUCUAUUGCCUUUUGCUUGUUUAAAGCAGACACAAGUCUCAAUGUAUUUACACUAAAUCAAAUGUCUGUGACAAAGAGCGUGAAUGUAUAAUGUUCAAAACAAAAAUAAUAGUUUUGUAAAGAUGAAAGAGGUACUGGAUAUUUUAUUUUAAGAUGUAACACAGGGUGGUUUGUUGUAUAUAUUUUGUCUAUAAAGUAUUGUUGAUAUACAUUAAAAAAUAUUAAUAAAGUUUUUUUCCUCAUGUGGAA
This is a messenger RNA of Gadus morhua (Atlantic cod), 3122 nucleotides long. RefSeq names its product basic helix-loop-helix family, member e40 (gene bhlhe40). Gene Ontology annotation, biological process: regulation of DNA-templated transcription. The record is from RefSeq and is a predicted model, not a curated record. The transcript is spliced from 5 exons. Gene Ontology annotation, molecular function: DNA binding; protein dimerization activity. Lineage: Eukaryota; Metazoa; Chordata; Actinopteri; Gadiformes; Gadidae. The coding region runs from base 375 to 1745 and encodes 456 amino acids.